Danaus chrysippus (African queen) is the source of this 369-nucleotide messenger RNA. NCBI's taxonomy places the organism in Eukaryota, Metazoa, Arthropoda, Insecta, Lepidoptera, Nymphalidae. The record is from the annotation of a GenBank genome assembly.
AUGUCGCAAUCUAGAGGGUCUAGUGUAGAUUGUGUGGCGGAAAGCAAACUUGAAUUGUUGGUCGCUAGAGGUAAUGAACACGGGCGGGACAUGGCUCGCUGCUGGAGGCGUCUGGUUCGUGAGGUAAGGAGGGAUGGGGGGAGGGGAGGAGGGGGAUCGGGAGGUGCACCGGCUGUGGAAAGGGUGGAUGCCACGCGUCCUGUAUGCACAACGCCGCUUCCGCAUUCGUUAAUGCAAAAGCGGGCGAAGACUUCAGGUGAAGGUCAACUGCUCGUAACUCAGAGUCCCCACUCAUCUGACAAGAACAAUAAUCCUGAUAAUAUUAAGGAAAAUGUUUAUCGCGAGAACCCUAAUCUCACGGGACAGUAA